Molecule: messenger RNA, 2527 nt
Organism: Seminavis robusta
Lineage: Eukaryota; Bacillariophyta; Bacillariophyceae; Naviculales; Naviculaceae
Source: the annotation of a GenBank genome assembly
GUCAUCGAUCGUACCGGCACACCGAAUCUUGUGGAUCUUUUUGCUGACACUCGGCCGUUUCAUGCGCACUCGGAGUUGUUUCCUUCUCUGUUUUCCUCACCACUUUUGAAACCUCAUUUUUAUAAAGUUUGUUGAAAGAUACUGGUACUAGCUAGCUAGCUACCAAGAAGACAAUGAUGAAGCUCUCUCCUCUUUGUGUGGCCGUCGCCUUGAUCUCUGUCAGCAGCCUUGUGAAUGCUCAGUGUAGCACCACGGACAGUGGUGCUUGCAAGUGGGAACCAUUCAACCCAGUGGCUUGUGGACCUGACAGGGCUUGCUCCUACGACAAUUUCUGCUUGGCCCAGGAAAAUGGGUACGAUGUCAGCACUGACUGUUGCCAAGCACCUCAACCAUCCGGCUGCACCUUUGAGUUUGCCCCCGUCAUCUGUGGAGAUCUGCAGUGUGAAUACUCCAAUUCUUGUGUGGCCGGCCUAGCUGGGUACAACAGUGGCCAGUGUCAACCUGCCCCCCCUGAAUGUCCUACUGGAACUGCUGACUGCUCAGGAUCUCCCUCCAAUCCCUUCAAGUGUGGCCCUGCCAAAGACUGCCAAUAUGAUACCAUUUGCGACGCUGAAUCUGCAGGUUGGAAUUUGGAUGUGGAUUGCUGCCAAGAUGUUCGCACGGUUACCGCUUGUCCCGCCAUUUUGGCUCCAGUUUCUUGUGGACCGCCACACAAACAAUGUCCCUACAAUACCCAGUGCGAAGCUGACUCUGCCGGAUACAAUUCCAAUAUUUGCUGCCCUGCUCCCUUGGGAAAUUCCGUUUGUGCUGCCAUCUCGGAACCCGUCGAAUGUGGAGAUUUGCCUUGUUCAUACCCCAGUAUGUGCGUCGCCAUGGAUGCCGGAUUUUCCAACGAGGAGUGCUGCCCUGUACCACAAGGAGCCUGCACGCAGGAAAAUGCACCCGUCAAAUGUGGAACCUGUGAUUAUUCCAACCAAGGAUGCGCCGAUUUGGCCGGAUUCAGCAGCGACCAAUGCUGCAACCAACCGUUGGAUCCUACGGCAGUCUGCCCGAGCGAUUUCAAACCCGUUGCUUGCAGCACUGCCAACUGCAUCUACGAUAAUGAAUGCAUUGCCAGUGAGGCUGGAUUUGACCCCAACAGUUGCGUCGUUGUUCCUCAGUCGGCAGGCACAUCUGUUGCGGACGGGGACGCGGAUGAUGGUGCCGAAGAUGGAGCUGAUGAAUUGAUGCCUGUUACAAAUGCUACUGAUACCGACGGAGACGACACAGACGGAGACAAUGACACCGACGGAGACAAUGACACGGACGGAGACAAUGACACCGUUGGCGACAAUGACACUGACGGAGACAAUGACACUGAUGGAGAUUCGGACGGAGAUCGACAGCCUCUGCAGAGUUCCGGCGUGGACAUGCUGUCAUCGGCACUUGGCUCGUUCAUGGCUGUUGCAGGCUUCCUCUUCGCUUGAAUUUGACUUCCAACUUGAGUUUGCCUGACUUGGAAGAUUUGGCUGGCUGCUAAAUGGAAUGUGGUUGUGGCCUGUUGCCCGAACCGUACAAAAGGAAACGUAGUGUCCAAAAUGUUUUGUGUUGGAAUUUGAUUGCCGUAACACGCUAAGGCUCCUUAACAUCUCUUGCUUCGAACUUGGCUGACUGCGCAAUAGUUGAGCUGUCGCUAUAAACAAGCAACUGCAUCAAGGAAUGGGCUUGGUCUACCGACGUCGGAGACGAAAGGGCUACGUGCAAGGAGCACGAGUUCAGUCGUCCGGGUAUCUGCAGUUCAGUAUUUCUUGGCGCUUAUUUCUGUGGAGCUUCCGUGUUUGCUUGCAGCCCCUGGCGUUGCAACUACACGUGGUGCCCUAGUCUCUGUUUUCGUAUUCGAGCUUCCUUCCUUGAUUGGGCACUCUCCCCCCGCUAUCAGAUUCUAGCCAAUGAUUGGAGCGAUCAACGUCGCGAAUGCAUGCUCAUCCCUUUGCUUCACUCAGCACCCCCCGAGCCCCACGCAAAAUCAACCAUUGCCAGCCGUACGUUGACUUGAUUCGAUUCCACAACUGGUGCGCCAGAUUGAAGUCCACGACGAUGAAAGCAACAGGCACCAGCAACAUCACUGGCCUUCGUAGGAGGAACUAAAAGGGGAAGAUAUUACAGUUGUUGUCCGCAGACCUCUCUGCAUGGAGCUCCUUCCUGUCUUGAGCCCGGAAAUGAAACAAAAUGAGCACAAUGUUUCGUGAGACGUGGGACUGAGAACUCGAGUGUUCCUUGCGACACAAUUCAUUCUCCAUUUUCACAAGGGUGCUGUUGGCAAUUUCUGUGAGUCGCAGUUUCAGUUAAAUGACGUAUAACUGGAGUCUGAGUAUUCACGUAUUCACCACAGUACAGCAGCUCGGAGGCUUGAGGUCCCAGUAAAUAGUAGGUACACUGCAUGGGUAUGACAUACAUGUAUGAUGUAUGUAUCAUAUGCAUACGGUACUUCCGAUCAAUACUACUAGUACAAUGUCAUGUACGUUCAAAGCCCUGUACAGUUAACGCU